Molecule: messenger RNA, 1089 nt
Organism: Trichoderma reesei QM6a
Lineage: Eukaryota; Fungi; Ascomycota; Sordariomycetes; Hypocreales; Hypocreaceae
Product: extracellular lipase-like protein
Exons: 2
Coding region: 1-1089 (362 amino acids)
Biological process (GO): lipid catabolic process
Source: RefSeq, a predicted model, not a curated record
AUGAAGUGCUGGCAACUUCUCUCCCUUGUUGCUGUUGUAGCUGGCAGCCCGGUGUCGCCUAUUCAGGAGAAUACCCAGAUGCUCAGCGCUCGACGUAACUCUUCCCCCUCAGCCCCCCUAUUACACCACAACUCAUCUGCUAACAUAUUUGAAGAGGCCGAUAGCAAAAGCUUCACAGCUACACAAACAGAUCUCACCGACUUCCAAUUCUUCGUCCAAUACGCCGGAGCCGCCUACUGCAACAGCCAGACACCCGCCGGCCAGCCCAUCGUUUGCGCCAACGAUGCCUGUCCCGGAGUCGCAGCAACCGUCAUCGAUUCCUUCGAAGGCUCCUUGACCGGCAUCGGAGGCUUCGUCGCCGUCGACGCCGCCCACCAGCAAAUCAUCCUCGCCAUCCGCGGCACCAAGAACAUCCGCAACUUCGUCACCGACAUCGCCUUCGCCUUCGAGGACUGCGCGUUCGCCCCGGGCUGCCAGGUUCACGAUGGCUUCAGCAAGGCUUGGGAUGAAAUCGCCGACGCCGCCACCGCCGCCGUCACCCAGGCUGUCGCCGCCAACCCGUCCUUUGGCAUCAUCGCCACGGGUCACUCCCUGGGUGGUGCCGUCGCCACGCUCGGGGCCACGGUCCUGCGCGGCCAGGGGUUUCCCAUUGACAUCUACACGUACGGAUCGCCGCGCGUCGGCAACGACGUGUUUGCCAACUUUGUCACCAGCCAGCCUGGUGCUGAGUUCCGCGUUACGCAUGUUGAUGACCCCGUGCCUCGUCUGCCUCCCAUCAUCCUGGACUACCGCCACGUUUCGCCCGAGUUCUGGCUCUCUACUGGCGACGGAGAUACUGUAUCUUAUGCUGUCGCUGAUGUUGCCGUCUGCACUGGUAUCGACAACGUGGAUUGCAACGGCGGUACCUCUGGCAUAGAUCUCACUGCACACUCCUUUUACUUUGAGAAGGUCUCGGGCUGCGCUCCCUCCGGUUUGCAGUUCAAGCGUGACGACAAUUCGACCGCCUCAGGCAUUGAUCAGUUUGCCCUGGAUCGAAUGGCUCAGUGGAGCCUCGAGGAUCAGGCGUUUGUUGCUUCCAUCAAGGCAUAG